GCACUGGCGACGGGAGACGACGUCUUAAACAACAAGCCCCAGCAUUGGCUGAGGGGCUCUCACUCGGAGCCAAUGAGCGCUAGAUCGCUCCCCCAACAUGGCGGUGCCGUGGCUGCGGCUUAUCACAUUUCGUCAUGUUGGGCUUUAUUUCUGCCCGCCAAGCAGGCUUGGAAGACCCGCUGAGGCUUCGCCGGGCUGAGUCUACCAGGAGGGUGCUGAGCCUGGAGUUAAACAAGGAUAAAGAUAUAGAAAGAAUCCAUGGAAGUGGUAUUAACACCUUGGAUAUUGAACCUGUGGAAAGUCGAUACAUGCUUUCUGGUGGCACUGAUGGUGUUAUUGUAUUGUAUGAUCUUGAAAACCUUAGCCAAAAACCAUGCUAUACCUGCAAAGCUGUUUGUUCUGUGGGAAGAAGUCAUCCUAAUGUUCAUAAAUUCAGUGUAGAAACAGUUCAGUGGUACCCUCAUGAUACUGGCAUGUUUACGUCAAGUUCAUUUGAUAAAACCCUGAAAAUAUGGGACACAAACACAUUACAACCAGCAGAUGUGUUUCAUUUUGCGGAAACAGUGUACAGUCAUCAUAUGUCUCCAGUUGCUACCAAGCAUUGCUUAAUUGCAGUUGGUACCAAAAGCCCCAAAGUACAGCUUUGUGACUUGAAGUCUGGAUCGUGUUCUCACAUUCUGCAGGGUCACAAACAAGAAAUUCUAGCAGUAUCUUGGUCACCACGUUAUGAAUAUAUUUUAGCAACUGCAAGUGCUGACAGCAGAGUGAAAUUGUGGGAUGUAAGGAGAGCAUCUGCUUGUCUGAUUACUCUUGAUCAACAUAAUGGUGAAAAGUCAAAAGCAUCUUCUGAAGCAGAAAAUACUGCCCAUAAUGGAAGAGUUAAUGGCUUGUGCUUCACAAAUGAUGGACUUCACCUUCUGACAUUUGGUACAGAUGACCGCAUGAGACUCUGGAACAGUUCCAGUGGAGAGAACACAUUAGUGAAUUACGGGAAGGUGUGCAAUGAAAGUAGAAAAGGACUCAAAUUUACAGUCUCGCAUGGCUGCAGCCCGGAAUUUGCAUUUGUGCCAUACGGUAGCACUAUUGCUAUUUAUACAAUUUACUCAGGAAAUCGAAUGGCUAUGCUUGGGGGACAUUAUAGUUCCGUCGACUGCUGUGUCUUUCAUCCUAAUUUUCAGGAACUUUAUAGUGGUGGGAGAGACGGCAAUAUCCUUGCCUGGGUACCAUCUCUGAGAGAGCCAGAGCCUGAUGAUACUUCUGAAGAGUUGCGGCCUCAGCAGCGCCUGAAUCCUGCUUAUGAAGAUGCAUGGAGUAGCAGCGAUGAGGAUGGAUGAAUUCUUAAUAGGUUGUUGACAUGAAACAUUCAGCCAUGCACAAGUAUUUUCUGAAGAAAGGAUAUUAAACCACGGGUCCAGACAACAGCCUUUUGUUUCAACUGUGCAGUGUUUCUUGUUUUAAAAUAACACCAGAUUUUUAUGUUCUGUUUGCCACUUCAUAAAAACAGGCCUGCUGGAUAAUGCAAUUCCAUGAGUUCCUGUGGCCUGAGGCAGUAAUGCUUCUGAAUACCAGUUGCUAGAAACUGCAGGAGGGGAGAGUAUUGCAGGUUUCCCACAGGCACCUAGUGGGCCACUGUGAGAACAGGAUGUUGGACCAGAGGGGCCACUGGCCUGAUCCAGCAGGCUCUUGUGUUCUUAUCUGUGUUGCUGGACUCCAGUUCCCUUGGGCUAUUCUGGCUGGGGCUGAUGGGAGUUUUAGUCCAUCAACAUCUCAAGGGUCACAGGUUCCCCACCUGAACCUAAAGUAUUUUUGAGGAUGUCCCGAGGCAAAACUCUUCAGUUCUUAAGGAACAGUGCUUCAGAAUUGUAGGCGACCAGCUGGCAAGCGUUAACUAAUCAUUUUGCCCCCAAGGCCUUACACUUUCUUGAAGGCCUGGCAUCUGACAUAGUUCAGAUUCUAAAACAAUCAAAGCUCAAAAAUACUACUAACCGUCGAAAAAUGAGCUUCUCAAGCUUAUCAAGAGUGCCGUGAGAUUAAGGGCUUCUAUCUGAGCAAUAAUCUUGAUCUUUUGAUUGUCCUUUUUACCCAUUGUUGUCUUUUUAAUUGUAUAUAUUGCUUGUUUAUGUUGCUAUGGCUGUUGGCUAAUGCAAAUAAAGUUUAUCUAUCUA
Molecule: messenger RNA, 2165 nt
Organism: Podarcis raffonei (Aeolian wall lizard)
Lineage: Eukaryota; Metazoa; Chordata; Lepidosauria; Squamata; Lacertidae
Gene: ERCC8
Product: ERCC excision repair 8, CSA ubiquitin ligase complex subunit
Exons: 12
Coding region: 135-1334 (399 amino acids)
Biological process (GO): protein polyubiquitination; transcription-coupled nucleotide-excision repair; proteasome-mediated ubiquitin-dependent protein catabolic process
Cellular component (GO): Cul4A-RING E3 ubiquitin ligase complex; nucleotide-excision repair complex
Molecular function (GO): protein binding
Source: RefSeq, a predicted model, not a curated record